This is a messenger RNA of Scheffersomyces coipomensis, 2481 nucleotides long. RefSeq lists its product as uncharacterized. Gene Ontology annotation, molecular function: mRNA binding. The record is from RefSeq and is a predicted model, not a curated record. NCBI's taxonomy places the organism in Eukaryota, Fungi, Ascomycota, Pichiomycetes, Serinales, Debaryomycetaceae. Gene Ontology annotation, cellular component: cytoplasm; ribonucleoprotein complex; nucleus. Bases 1 to 2481 code for a protein of 826 amino acids. The transcript has a single exon.
AUGUCAACUAAUGAUAGUGAUACUGGUCAAUUAGCAUCUGAUGGAGAUAAAAUUGAAGUCAAUGCCAAUCCUAGUAGGUCAAAUCAAUUGAAACUGACCUUGAAUCCAUCCCAAUAUCAAAAUCAUCACCACCCUGUGUUUAAUAAAAAUGCUAAUCCUUUUUUUCCUGCUGGAAUCUAUCAAUACCAAGGAAUUCCUACUAAUAAUAGUACCAAUGCUAAUAUAAAAAAUCGUCCAUCUAUAGCGACGUAUAGUAUAUACUUUUCCAAUCUACCCAAUUCCAUAACGAGUGAUAAUUUAAAGGAAUUGAUUGAUUCAAUCAUUGAAACUAAUUUUGAUUCCGAUAGUUUUUCAGCCAGUUUUGACAUUGUGAGUUUUACUCAGAAUUCAAUAGGAGAUGGUGCCACAAAGCAAGAUGGUAGUACUGAUGAUGAGGCUGAAGAUGAUGAUGAUGAAUCAAAGAAACUUAUCACUUCAGCCGUGGUUGAAGUUAAUGAUUGGACUUUUUGUAAUCGAUUAAUUGGAAUUUUAAAUGGCUAUGAAUGGUUAAAUAAAAUCAUGGAUGUUAGUUUUGCUAGUAGUCCCUCAUUUGAAUUACGAAGUUCGUCAUCAUCAAAUUUAUCAUCUCGAAACAAUUCAAGUAAUUCAUUGGGUCCAACUACUCCAUCCAUCCCUUAUUAUAAUGCAUAUUAUGCGAAUCAAUCACAAAAUACACCCUAUAUUGCACCCCUUAUACCACCACCACAAUACGACUAUAAUUAUGCAAAUCAAAUGCAAAGUCAUAUAUAUCAAGGUACGACUAUACCUAAUUAUCAAAGUCAAACUCCUCCUCGUCAAUAUUUAUCUCGUCGUUCUUCAUCGGCAAAAUCAUUUGAUUCUACGAGAAGAAAUUCAAGAAAUAAUAGUUUUACAAGUGCUCGUAAUUCAUCAUCAUUUUCAUCAAUCUCUUCAAAUUUAAGUAAUAAUCAAAAUACUAAUAUCAAACAACCAGUCCCACCAUUUAUAAUGAAUAUGGUUGCAAAUAAUCGAUUGAAAACAACAAGUUUUGAUUCAUCUUCAUCAAAUUCUCCUACAUCAGAAUCUCCUAUUGAUUCCCUAACUCCGUUUAAAACUAUCACCCAUGAUAAUGAAACCGAAACUACUGAUGAAUUCGAUCCUAAAUUCGAUAUACCAGAAAAGGUAGAUGAAGAUGAAGGUGAAGAAAUUGGGAAACCAUAUGCGUUUGAUGAAUUGGCACCACAAAAUGAAGAAGAUACCCCAUCAUCAUUAUCAAAACCAGACUCAGACGUGAUACUUCCUGAUCAAUCCAAUGAUGAUGAAUUUAUGAUCAUUCGAAAUGAAGAGAAUACAGAAUAUAUCAAGGUGAACCCUAGAAGAUUGUUUGUUGGUAAUGUACCAUAUACAUCAACGUGGGCUUCAUUACGAAAGUUUUUCAUCACGAAAUCAAAGGAAUUAGAUCCUGAAUCAAAUAUAUUUAUCUUGAGAGUUGAAAUACCGAUGCAAUCAAUUCAUAAUUCUUCAAAUGAAGAUUCAAAUUAUGAUGUUAUACUGCAGGGGAUGGUUACUAAAAGUAGAGGUUUCGCAAUUGUUACUACCGGGAAUAAAGAAUCCGCUAAUAAAUUAAUUGAACUUUUUGAUAACAUAGAAUUUGAAGGUAGAUCAUUAACAGUAAGGUAUGAUAAAUUCCCUGAAUUUAAUAAUUAUUUAAUUCAACAACUAUUUAAUCAUCCAUCAUCUUAUAUACCUCCUGCUAUAUUACCUCAGAUAGUGAUUCCUUCUAAUGUUCAACAAGGUGGGAAUUAUAAUUAUAACCCUAAAUCAUAUGGAAAUACAUCUCGAAAGAAUAGUUAUAAUAAUCAUGGAUCAUCAAUCAUAAGUAAUCUUGCAUUUGAAAGAAAUCUGUUUCAACAAAAGUAUUAUUAUGGAAAUAGUAAUUUACCAAAUCCAUCAAUUGGAAGCGCCAACAGUAAUAUGCCUCCUCCAAAUAUAGUAAUAUCAGGUCAAAGUUCAUCACCUUUACCACCAACACUUGCACCACAACAAUUACAUCAAGCACCACCACCGCCAAUGAUGUCUUCUCCUGCAACUGGAGCUUACUUUAUCUAUCCAUAUUAUUACAAUCCACAACCGAAUCCUCAACCUCCUGGUAUACCGACAACCGCACAAUUACCUCAAGUUCCUCAUUUUCAACAUUAUAAUCAACCUCCUCCUAUGAAUCGAACACCUUCCUCAAGUUCUAUAUCUCAAUAUAAUAAUUAUUCACCGUAUAGAUCCGGUAGUACAAGUAGAAAAUAUUCAUCGGCCACAGCCACCUCAAUAUCUACUCCUAUAAAGAGAGAAGAACAAAUAUUGAAUCCGAGCUCAGAACCACAAGAAAAUGUUGAUUAUAAAUUAUUCAAACAACAACAGUUGGAAUUAAAUGAUGAAGAAAAGGCUAGAGAUUUAGUUAAUUCAUUUGGUAAAUUUGAAUUAGAAGAAUAA